AUGCGUCCGCCCCGGCUGGCACUGUCCACUCCCGCGGGUGCUGGUGUGGCGCUUCGGCGUCUAGCCCGCCCGCGCGUUCCGGGGCGCAGCCGCAGCUUCCAUGCGCACCCGCCCAGCCCCGUCGACGGCGCGCACGACCCGCACAACGCGCUCGCACACCUCGCUCCGCCGCCGUCGCAGUCACAGACGCACGCCGGGCCCAGUACUGGACCGCUGGCGGGCUGGAGUGCCAGCGUCAAGGCCAACCUGUGCACGCGCGACAUGCCGACGACGUGUGGCAGUGCGAUGCUGCGUGACUAUACGUCGCCCUUUGACGCCACGGUCGUGCAGCGCCUGCGCGCGGCGGGCGCCGUUGUGGUGGGCAAGACGAACUGCGACGAGUUUGGCAUGGGCUCGGCCAACGUGCACUCCCUGCACGGCCCCGUGCUGAACCCCGCCGCGCCGGCCGCGACGGCCCUGGGCCACAACGAAGAGGGAGGCAGACAGCGACAUCGCACGUACCAUGAGCCGCGCGUCGCCGGCGGCAGCUCGGGAGGUGCGGCGGCGAGCGUCAGGGCGGGCCUUUGUCGGGUCGCACUGGCCUCAGACACCGGCGGCUCGAUCCGUCUGCCCGCGUCGUACUGCGGCGUGUGGGGGCUCAAGCCAUCCUACGGGCUGCUCAGCCGCUGGGGCCUCGUCGCGUACGCAGACAGUCUCGACACCGUCGGCAUCUUGGCGCGCUCCUGCGAGGACAUCCGCACGACUUUCGAUGUGCUCAGCGAGUACGACCCCAAGGAUCCCUCUGCUAUUCCGGAGGAGACACGUAGGAAAGCGAAGGAGGUGGCAGACAGUGCUUUGCCUCGCAAAGGCUCGCUGAAGGGCGUGAGGAUAGGCGUGCCCCGAGAGUACUUCCCCGCUGAGCUCGAGCCUCAAGUCGUGCCUUGCGUGCAACGAGCGCUCGCGCGCCUGCGCGACGCCGGCGCCACGCUGCACAGCGUCAGCCUGCCCUCGACGCCGCAGGCACUCAGCACCUACUACGUCCUCGCCAGCGCCGAGGCGAGCAGCAAUCUGGCGCGCUACGAUGGCGUGCGCUAUGGCCAUCGAAGCGACGACACCGCUGGCAUUGACGACGGCAGCACUCAUGCGUAUGCCGCGACGCGCAGCUCAGGCUUCGGCGCCGAGGCUCAGCGUCGCAUCCUCCUCGGCACGUACGCCCUCACCGCCGAUGCCUUCGACAACUACUUUCUCCAGGCGCAGCGCACGCGGCUGCGCAUCCAGCACGACUUUGACAGCGUGUUGCGCCUGCCUUCUGUGCUGCGCGCUUCGCCCGGCCCGGCAGCGCGAGACGCGGGCGUGGAUGUGCUGCUUUCGCCCUCGAGUGUGCGCACCGCGCCGACGCUCGAGUCCAUGCUGCCGGCGUCCGACGGCGCAGCGCCGCCGCAGGGCGCAGCGGCACGCGCGUCGCCGUACGUGCAGGACGUGCUGACGGUGCCCGCCAGCCUGGCGGGCCUGCCGGCGCUGAGCGUGCCGGCGGGCGUCGCGCAGGAUGGCUGGCCCGUCGGCGUCUCGCUGACGACGCAGUGGGGAUGCGAAGAAUUGCUGUGGCGCGUUGGCGAGGCGUUGGAGCCGGAACGAUGA
Messenger RNA from Tilletiopsis washingtonensis, 1617 nucleotides. Its product is annotated as amidase signature enzyme. The coding region runs from base 1 to 1617 and encodes 538 amino acids. Gene Ontology annotation, cellular component: mitochondrion; glutamyl-tRNA(Gln) amidotransferase complex. The record is from RefSeq and is a predicted model, not a curated record. The transcript has 7 exons. Gene Ontology annotation, biological process: mitochondrial translation; glutaminyl-tRNAGln biosynthesis via transamidation. Gene Ontology annotation, molecular function: glutaminyl-tRNA synthase (glutamine-hydrolyzing) activity. Lineage: Eukaryota; Fungi; Basidiomycota; Exobasidiomycetes; Entylomatales.